Molecule: messenger RNA, 785 nt
Organism: Drosophila arizonae
Lineage: Eukaryota; Metazoa; Arthropoda; Insecta; Diptera; Drosophilidae
Gene: Rnf11
Product: Ring finger protein 11
Biological process (GO): ubiquitin-dependent protein catabolic process
Cellular component (GO): ubiquitin ligase complex
Molecular function (GO): ubiquitin protein ligase activity
Source: RefSeq, a predicted model, not a curated record
AGUGCGUCUUUAAGUCUUUUAUAUACAAUGGGUAAUUGUCUAAAAAUUAAUAGUGCCGAUGACAUUUCGCUGUUGCGAGGCAGCGAAAGUUUUAGUGGGCAGGAUGGUGGACCAACGCCAGUUUCCCAGCAUGAGCCGAUGACCCAAGUGUUUUAUCCUACCUCUUCUAGCAGCCCUGGGGAUGCUGCUGGAGCUGGCAAUCACAUGUCAGAGGAGGAUCAGAUAAAAAUAGCAAAGCGCAUCGGACUUGUUCAGCAUCUGCCUAUUGGCACCUACGAUAGCAGCUCGAAGAAGGCACGCGAAUGUGUCAUUUGUAUGGUGGAGUUUUGUGUGGACGAGGCUGUGCGAUAUCUUCCUUGCAUGCACAUCUAUCAUGUCCAUUGCAUUGACGACUGGUUAAUCCGGAGCCUCACUUGUCCCAGCUGCUUGGAGCCAGUGGAUGCCGCGCUGUUAACAAGCUAUGAAACAACAUAGCGCACUCUACACUGUUAAGAAAAACAAGUUUUUUUUUUUAAACUGAGAACUACAUAUAUAAUCGAAUCGAACAAAAUCAAUAACUGUUAGCAUAGCGUCAGACCGUAUAUUAUAACCUCGCACUCGGGUCUUUCGAUAAAAAUGUCAACAAUAACGGGUCUGUUCUUACUGCAACCUACAAACAAGUCAGAUUACACAAUUCUAUCGAAUGAAUGGUCAACUAAGUUUGUGUUUCCAUUAAAAAGGAGCAGUAUCCUACUCAGUUCGAUCGGAGCAGUUCGCCUUUGCUAUCAAUAGGGGAGGGGGGUUUU